UCAGGCCCCUUGUGCUCGGCACUGUAUGCGCAGCAACACGCGCCGGGAUCCGGUCCCCGCAGCGGGCACGGUGCGCUUAACCCUUUGAAGCACAACACACUGUUGGGAUCCCUGAAACGGAGCCGUUUGCCGUGUAGCCGGUGAUACACCGGCAGCUCAUUUCUGUCGUGGUGGAGCUUCCCCCGAAAGGGGCGCGUCGGGGGCUAGGGCGGGCGGGGACGCCGUGGCACUCUGGGGUGAGGCUCCCCAGGGGAGGGACCGGAUCCCCCGCCGCGCCUGAGUCAGCCGCUCUCUCCGGGCUGGGGCCGGCAGCGGCCUCGCGCGCUCGCCGUGUGUGGCCUUCACGUCGGCGUCAGACCCCCCCAGCGCGUCUCUUGCGGGGGCUGCGACCCGCUCCCCGCCCACGCCGGGCUCGCCCCGCGACCCGGCCCGGGGACAAGAUGGCGGCGGCCCCGCCACACCCACAAUGCUCCGCGGGCAGCCGGGUUUCCGGGUGUGGGCCCUGGGGCCGGCGGGUCGGACGCACUGUGGGAGCCGGCAGAGAGCUGAGGGAGGCGCCUUGCGGCGGAGCCUGUCCCCCGGUGCAGAGGCGGCUUCCCGGUCCGAUGUGAGCGGGAGCCACGCUCGGACCAUGAGGCUCCGGCUCUGUGCGCCGGUCCCUGCCCUCCUGCUGUUGCUGUGGGUGCCCGCACUCGGGGCGCUCCAACACCCGCCGCGCCCAGCGGAGCAGCGCCUCGAGAGGCUUGAAUCCGUGCUCUCAGAUUAUGACAUCCUCUCUCUGUCGAAUAUCCAACAACACUCAUUAAGGAAAAGGGACCUCCAGCCAGAAUCGCAUAUAGAGAGACUCUUAAGUUUUUCAGCCUUGCGUAGGCACUUUAAAUUAUACCUAACGUCAACAGCUGAACACUUUUCUGAAAACUUUCAAGCACUAAUAGUGGACGGUAAAGGCAAGGAAAAGGAGUAUCAUGUACAAUGGCAAGAAUUCUUCACUGGACAUGUAGUUGGUGAACACAAUUCCAAGGUUACAGCGCACAUAGGCGACGAAGACUUUACUGUAAGAAUCAACACUGAUGGCGAAGAAUACAAUGUAGAGCCACUUUGGAGGUAUAUUGAUAAUACUCAAGAUGAAAGACUCUUGGUCUACAGAUCUGAAGAUAUUAAGGAUUUCUCACGUUUACAGUCCCCCAAAGUAUGUGGCUAUUUAAAACAUAAGGAAGAAGAAUUACUGCCCGAAGGACUAGAGGGCAGCCAUUUAAAUGAAGUGAACAUCCUUCGGGAGAAAAGAGCCAUUGCAGACCACUCCAAGAACACAUGCAAGAUAUUAGUGGUGGCAGAUCAUCGCUUCUUCAAAUAUAUGGGCCGCGGGGAGGAAAGCACAACUAUUAAUUACUUAAUUGAAUUAAUAGACAGAGUGGAUGACAUCUAUCGAAAUACCUCGUGGGACAACGGAAACCUGAAAGGAUACGGCAUACAAAUAGAGCAGAUUAUUGUCCACAAUGAAUCAAGUGUUGUGAGGCCUGGGAAAAAACAUUAUAACAUGGCAAAAAAUCAGCCAAAUGAAGAAAAGGAUGCUUGGGAGGUGAAGACACUGCUGGAGCAAUUUAGCUUUGAUAUAGCUGAGAAAGCAGCUCUUGUGUGCCUUGCUCAUCUCUUUACGUACCAAGAUUUCGAUAUGGGAACACUUGGACUAGCUUAUGUUGGAUCUCCCAGGCCUAACACCCAUGGUGGAAUUUGCCCAAAGGCUUAUUAUAGUCAAGCUGCCCAAAAAAACAUCUAUUUGAACAGCGGCUUAACCAGCACAAAGAACUAUGGCAAAACUAUCCUCACAAAGGAAGCAGACUUGGUUACUACUCAUGAACUGGGACACAACUUUGGAGCAGAGCAUGAUCCAGACAGUCUGCCGGAAUGUGCCCCCACUGAAGACCAGGGAGGGAAAUAUGUUAUGUAUCCAAUUGCUGUGAGUGGCGAUCAUGAAAACAAUAAGAUGUUCUCAAACUGCAGUAAACAAUCCAUCUGUAAGACCAUUCAGAGCAAGGCCCAGGAAUGUUUCAAAGAGCGCAACAAUCAAGUAUGUGGGAACUCCAGAGUGGAUGAAGGUGAGGAAUGCGAUCCUGGCCUUUUAAACAGGCAUGCUGAUCCCUGCUGCUCUGCUGAAUGUAAACUGAAACAAAAUGCCAAGUGCAGUGAUCGGAACAGCCCCUGUUGUAAAGGUUGCCAGUUUGAAAGCGCUCAGAAGAAAUGCCAGGAAGCCAUAAAUGCUACUUGUAAAGGAGAGUCCUAUUGCACUGGGAACAGCAGUGAUUGCCCGCCCCCUGGGAAUGCGCCGGAUGACACGAUCUGCGUGGAUUUGGGCAAGUGCAAAGAUGGAGAAUGUGUUCCAUUCUGCAUGAGGGAGAAGAAACUGCAAUCGUGUGCCUGUAAUGAAACGGACAAUUCCUGCAAGGUUUGCUGUAGGGAUGAGCAUGGCAAGUGCAGUCCGUACGUCGAUGCCAGCCAGCAGUUCCUGUACUUACGGAAAGGAAAGCCCUGCACUGUGGGAUUCUGUGACAUGAAUGGCAAAUGUGAGAAGCAAGUGCAGGAUGUGAUUGAACGAUUUUGGGAUUUCAUCGAUCAGCUUAGCAUCAAUACUUUUGGGAAAUUCCUUGCAGACAAUAUAGUGGGCUCCGUACUUGUGUUUUCCUUGCUAUUUUGGAUUCCUCUCAGUAUUCUUGUCCAUUUUGUGGACAAGAAAUUGGAUAAACAGUAUGAAGAGAACACAAAAUCUCUAUUUUGUCCCAGUAAUGUGGAGAUGCUCAGUAGUAUGGACUCAGCAUCUGUUCGAAUUGUCAAGCCAUUUCCUACUGCCCAGUCAACAAGCCGACACCAGCCACUGCAGCCCAUCACAGCAAUGCCUGUAGUAGCUGCAGCACCAAAACUGGACCACCAAAGAAUGGACACUAUUCAGGAGGACCCAAGUACUGACUCUCAUGUUGAUGAAGAUUGCUUUGAGAAGGACCCUUUCCCAAAUAGCAGCUCAGCUGCUAAAUCUUUUGAGGAUCUUACAGACCAUCCUGUCACUAGGAGCGAGAAAGCAUCAUCCUUUAAACUACAGCGCCAAAAUCGAGUGGACAGCAAAGAAACCGAAUGCUAGCGUCUAGCUGCCUUCCAGCCUCAUGACUGUGUGCAAAAGAAAUGUUCAUAUAUUUGAUCUAAAACCAUUUUGUUUAUAUAAAUACAGAUAGAGAUAGAUAGAUAUUUUGUGAGGGGAUGGGAGACUGGGAAAUAAGGAAGUGACCUACUGCAGAUGCUGGUCAUGUGUAUGACCUUCCUUAGUUUAUCAGACAAUUGCAUCUUUUUAAAACAAAGAAAAACAUCCAGACUAAAACUAGCUUGUUUUGAAGCUUUUGGAUUUGGUUUUUCUAGUUUCUUAACCUUUACUAUUUCCUUCAACCUGUGGUGUAAAGUGGAACAUCCUGCUGGAUAUUAGGUUGUGUAUAUUAGCAUUUUUAUAAUUCAGCUUUUUGUAGUUGGAACAACACAGAUAGACAAAAUCAUGGUUUUGGGUGUUUUUAAAAAAAUAAACUUAGUGAGUUUUCUGCAUAGACUAGAGCAUGUAGCAGUUUAGGUACCCUAAACAGUAUAAAAUUAUUUUGUUUGCAAACAAAGAUCAGAGCAGUGAGAUAGGUACAAAUUGUAUUUUAAACAGAGUCUGAUAAAUACAAUGAACUGAUACGCGUUCAGAGUUACUCUGGGUUUCAGUUCUUUAUAACCCACAUUGCUGAAAAAUAGCUUUCAUGUAAGUCUUCCCAUUCUGAAUGAAGCAUUUCUUAAAAGAACACCUUAUAAUUACAGACCUCUCUCUGGGCGAGUGGGAAGAAAAGAAUAGCUGCUUAUGUUGAAAGGACAACUCAGUUUAGGUUUUGACCUUUACAAUAGUUUCAGUCUGAAGUGGUUUCUUUGAUUCAACUUUUUAAUAUACAUAACACUGUUGCCAAGAAAUUUAAAAAGAAAAGCCAUUUGUAGGACCCACAUAUAAUUUGUUAUGCGCUCUUGCUGGAAAAAUACUACUUUGAGUUGCACAGAUACUGAUGAAUAACAAUGAUUAAUUUCAGCUCAUUUCUAAAUACUGAUAAAAAUCAAGGUUUGCCAAAUCUGAAAGGACAAAAUUAAUAAGGAAACCUUUUUAAUUGUACGAUUUCCAAGAGGGUAUUAUAGUAGUGUAAUAUAAAAAGCCUAUAACUUAAUGGAGUGGUGCCCCUUUAAGUUGAUAAGCUUAUUUCCAAAGGCAGAGAUGUGAAUAGUGUAAUCUGUUUGCUAUGAAUGUUACAUGAAAGUUACUUUUGUCUGUAUUAACAGAUGAACUGUCACAGUAGAAUCAUAGGGCAACUAUUUACUGCUUGGGUCCUACAGAAAGAUCUUAGCUCUUCAUCUAUCUUACCCCAUAAUCAUGUCAUAAUGUAACUUUGAUUUAUAUAAACUUUGUUUAAAAUGGUUCUGCAGCUGUUUUAAAUGUCCACUGGAAAGCAGAUCUGUGUUCAUCAGCCAGAAAAGCUUAACUAUGGAAAACUUGUAUUUUUAAAAUUUGAUGGCAGUUAACCAAACCUGUGACAAAAGAAUUGUGUGUUUCCAAGGAUACUUGUUACACUAAUACUUGAACUUGUGCCUUAUGGUAUUCAUAUCGAACUAAUCAUUAUUUUAGUUACACUGGGUUUUGGAUUUGAUAUGUAGCCAUAAAAUUUGUUUGAGUUAAAUUUAACUUUCAGUACAACGUAAUAAUAAAAGCUUUUUAUAGGA
Messenger RNA from Malaclemys terrapin pileata, 4773 nucleotides. It is a transcript of the gene ADAM17, whose product is annotated as ADAM metallopeptidase domain 17. The record is from RefSeq and is a predicted model, not a curated record. Gene Ontology annotation, biological process: membrane protein ectodomain proteolysis; Notch signaling pathway. The transcript has 19 exons. NCBI's taxonomy places the organism in Eukaryota, Metazoa, Chordata, Testudines, Emydidae. The coding region runs from base 467 to 3130 and encodes 887 amino acids. Gene Ontology annotation, cellular component: plasma membrane. Gene Ontology annotation, molecular function: metalloendopeptidase activity.